Molecule: messenger RNA, 555 nt
Organism: Antrostomus carolinensis (chuck-will's-widow)
Lineage: Eukaryota; Metazoa; Chordata; Aves; Caprimulgiformes; Caprimulgidae
Product: histone H2B 5
Cellular component (GO): nucleosome
Molecular function (GO): protein heterodimerization activity; DNA binding; structural constituent of chromatin
Source: RefSeq, a predicted model, not a curated record
AUGCUUGCACAGGGUCAUGGGAUGUUUAUCUCAGAUUCAGAGAUGUCACUUGUCUCCAGCUCAGACUCUCUCAUCUUUCAGUGAAACUAUGCUGUAAAAGAACAGAAAAGAUUUUGAUUUUUUUUUGUGUGUUCUUUCCAAGCAGGUCCAAGACCCAGAGAAAGAGCUGUCAGGAUGCCAGAGCCAGCAAAGUCCACCUCUGCCCCCAAAAAGGGCUCCAAGAAAGCUGUGACGAAGACGCAGAAGAAGGGCGAUAAGAAGCGGCACAAGAGCAGGAAAGAGAGCUACUCCAUCUACGUCUACAAGGUGCUGAAGCAGGUCCACCCUGACACCGGCAUCUCCUCCAAGGCCAUGGGCAUCAUGAACUCCUUUGUCAAUGACAUCUUUGAGCGUAUUGCUGGAGAAGCCUCCCGCCUGGCCCAUUACAACAAGCGCUCCACCAUCACCUCCCGGGAGAUUCAGACAGCCGUGCGCCUGCUGCUCCCGGGAGAGCUGGCCAAGCACGCCGUCUCAGAGGGCACCAAGGCUGUCACCAAGUACACGAGCUCCAAGUAG